Molecule: messenger RNA, 1379 nt
Organism: Fimicolochytrium jonesii
Lineage: Eukaryota; Fungi; Chytridiomycota; Chytridiomycetes; Spizellomycetales; Powellomycetaceae
Exons: 3
Coding region: 1-1374 (457 amino acids)
Source: RefSeq, a predicted model, not a curated record
AUGGCAUCGACCGUCGGAAGGCUGAGAAAAGCGCCCAGGAAGCCCGUGCCCGUGGCCAGCUCGCUACCGCAGCACGAGCGCUUGGACGGCAGCAGCGGGGGUCAGUCUACCCAUCCUCGCACCACCAGCGUCGGGUCCGGGGGCAGCGGUCAGCACCCACAUCGCCAACCACACAACAGCGGCAGUCCGAGCGAGUUCACGCUCCGCUACCAAGAGGCAUGGUCCGGCUUGCCUGUCACACGACGAUGCCCGAACACAGACAUUGUCGACGUUAUAGACGUUACCUCCCCCGCCGCGCGCCACCGCCGCCGCACCCGCGACGAAGCCGGGCUCGAUCAGCAGGACGGGGCGGUGGACGGGAGCAGCCCGUACGCUCCGACGUGGACGGUGGAGCAUGGCCGCCGGGCGCGAACGGAUGUGAUUACGUCGGUGGAGGAGGCGUUGGAGUGGGUAAGGGAGGCGGAGCGGAUGGAGGUUGGAAGGGAUGAGAAGGGGGAAGAAUGUGCGGUGUUGGUCAAGAAGAGGGUGGUGAAGGACGAAUCAGCAGCCCCUGUACGCAUCCGCCCCGCAACCCGCGCGCAGCUCGAUGCGUCGACACUGACGCUCGCGCAGGUCCUCCAGAUCCUGCACGCGGCCAAGGACCGGCGCCCGCGCGCGAUCAACGUCGGCAGCCGCACCGCCCUCGCGUUUGUCUUUGCCCGCCUCCUCACCGCCAAACUCACCGAGAUCGAAGGCGUGCCCUGGCGCCACGCCCUGGCCUUGCUCGACGAUGAAUGUGGCGCUAACAUCAUCGACCCCCCGACCCUCCCCCAGCUCCCCAAACGCUUCUGCUGGCUCCAACCGCACCCGCCCACCGUCGGCCUGCAACCCAUCGGCCUCUCCACCCCGCACGUCCUGCUCACACAUCCCAGCGUGACCUACCUCGAAAUCCUCGGCCUCUUCGACCCCUCCGCACCCCCGUUCCUCCCCCUCCCGCCGGCGCACACACCCACGCGGGACCAACUCCGCAAGGCAGUCUUCACCAAGAUCGCGCGCGAGGUCCCACGACACCAGCAAGCGGACGUCGUCGGCGCGCUCGCGUGGGGAGAGAAGCUGUAUGGACUGCAUGUCGCCGACCGCAGCUUUCCGAGGGAGGUUGCGGCCGGUGGCGCGUGGGUGGUGUGCGCGGACGAGGGUGUGCAGCCGGUGGCGGUGGGACGGGAGCCGCAGGAGGCGGGGAUGAUGAUGCACUCCCCGCAGCCGUGGAAUGAGACGGAGAGCUUUGUGGGGGCCGUCGGGAUGGAUGGGGAGGAGAGUCUGGUGGAUGUGAUGCUGGGCUCGGCUUUGGCGGCUGCUGCUCCCGCGCCCUCGUCCUCACCAGCACCUCGCGAGUAACUGAG